Messenger RNA from Camelina sativa (false flax), 1389 nucleotides. RefSeq lists its product as uncharacterized. NCBI's taxonomy places the organism in Eukaryota, Viridiplantae, Streptophyta, Magnoliopsida, Brassicales, Brassicaceae. The record is from RefSeq and is a predicted model, not a curated record.
AUGGCUGCGAACGAUACUACUUCGCGUUCUUCUACUGAUCAGUACGAUAAUCCCUAUUUCCUUCAUAGCUCGGAUCAUGCGAGUAUGGUUUUAGUAUAUGAUAGAUUGAGUACUGGUUCUGAGUUUCAUUCAUGGCGUAGAUAUGUGCGUAUGGCACUUAAUGUGCGUAACAAAUUGGGUUUUAUUGAUAGCACAAUCCCAAAACCUCCUGAAGGUCACCGUGAUUUCGGUUCUUGGUCGCGUUGUAACGACAUGGUGUCAACUUGGUUGAUGAACUCUGUAUCCAAGAAGAUUGGUCAUAGUAUCUUGUUCAUUCCCACUGCAGAAGGUGUAUGGAAGAACAUUAUUUCACGCUUUAAGCAAGACGAUGCUCCUCGCAUCUUUGAGAUUGAGCAACGGUUGAGUAUCAUUCAACAGGGGUCCAUGGAUAUCAGUGCUUACUACACUGAGCUUGUUACUCUCUGGGAGGAGUAUUGCAACUAUAUUGAGCUUCCUGUCUGUACUUGUGGGAGAUACGAAUGUAAUGCAUCUGAGUUAUGGGAGAAGUUACAGCAGAGAAGCCGUGUUACGAAGUUUUUGAUGGGUCUGAAUGAGUCUUAUGCUCCUUCUCGUCGUCAUAUCCUAAUGAUGAAACCGAUUCCAUCUCUUGAAGAAGUGUUUCACAUGGCUUCUCAUGCUGGUACCUCUACAGAGGAAGUCUCUUAUAACCCCUAUGGUGGUCAGUAUGACAAUGGUGCUUAUGCUGCGGUUCAGAAUAAUUUUCGACCAAGGUCUUCGAGACCAUUAUGUACUCAUUGUGGCAUGACAGGUCAUGUUGUCCAGAAGUGUUUUAAACUUCAUGGUUAUCCUCCAGGCUAUAUUCCUGGCUAUAAGAGUACUUAUCAGUCGUCACAGCGACCACAAGGAUUUCCUACUCAGUCAUUUCAACCAAGAGGACAGUUUCCUCCUAAACAACAAUCUCAUGCUAUUGCCAAUGUUACUGUUGGAUCUUCGUCUCCUAUGGAGAGUAUGCCAUAUUUGCCUCCACCUGUCUCGAGUAUUGUUAAUCUUGAUGUCAGUCAGAUCACUCCGGAACAGGCUCAAUCCUUGAUUCAACAACUCUCUGUUCGUACUAAGGCUUCAGAGACUCUGGCCCCUUCCUCAUUUGCUGCGUCUAUUACUGCACAUGGUAUUAUGGCACCAAAAUCGUCUUCGGGUACACUUGUUUUUCCUGAUAUUUUUUCUUCUACUUCUCUUCGCUUUGAACAUAAUUCUCUCACUUUUCAACAUCAAUGUUUAUCUUCUCUUUCUACUAAACUUCCUCAUGGUAGUUGGAUAAUAGACACUGGAGCUACUAGUCAUGUUUGUUCUGAUCUUGCCAUGUUCAAUGAGGUUCUGGAUGUUUCAUGA